Messenger RNA from Drosophila willistoni, 828 nucleotides. Its product is annotated as DNL-type zinc finger protein. Lineage: Eukaryota; Metazoa; Arthropoda; Insecta; Diptera; Drosophilidae. Gene Ontology annotation, biological process: protein import into mitochondrial matrix; protein folding; protein stabilization. Gene Ontology annotation, molecular function: protein-folding chaperone binding; zinc ion binding. Gene Ontology annotation, cellular component: mitochondrion. Bases 169 to 825 code for a protein of 218 amino acids. The record is from RefSeq and is a predicted model, not a curated record. The transcript is spliced from 2 exons.
UAUGCUCUGGCAGCCGAAUAUUCCUCGAUUUUAUAAUUUAGAGUAAAAUUUUUGUCUGCCGGAGCAGUCAAACAACGCGCCAAAUAAAACAACAGACUGGCAACACCAUAAUCCAUAAAAAGUUGCCAAUCGGCCUUAGCCGUUUUUUUUCCACUUUUCCCCUCACAUAUGUAUGUAUAUAUUUUAAUAGCUGAUGUAACGUUGUGUACCUCUAGUGUAAAUUCGGAAAUAAACAAAAACAGAAUGAAGCAAAUUUACAGAAUAUUUGCUAACCAAGCCAUAUUGUGCAGACAAGCAACAAGACACUGGGCAGGAUCAGGAGCAGUACAAAUUCAGAGGCCCAAAACACUGACGACAACAGCCACAACAACAACAAGUCUGCCUACCAAAGAAAAGUUUACAUUAAGACCGGCUGUUGCUGACAACACGUGCAGUUGGCGGUGUCAUCCUUUAAGAUUCUAUUGUAAUCAUUCAAAUAAUGACAGCUCGAAUAUCGUUAAAACUAGUCUACCUCUGGCCGAGCUUCAAACGAAAAUGCAACUGAUUUACACCUGCAAAAUUUGCCAAACUCGUAAUAUGAAAUCCAUUUCAAAAAUCGCCUAUCAGCGCGGAGUUGUAAUUGUCACGUGCGAAGGAUGCUCCAAUCAUCACCUGAUUGCCGACAAUCUGAAUUGGUUCACCGAUUUAGAUGGCAAACGGAAUAUUGAAGAAAUACUGGCUGAAAAGGGGGAAAAAGUUACAAAAUUUGUAAAUGAAAAUUCUGAAUUUUUGCCACAAGACGACGAUAACAUUGAUUCAAAAUUAAAACCAAAACUUAUUUCCUAGUUA